Cuscuta epithymum is the source of this 1957-nucleotide messenger RNA. NCBI's taxonomy places the organism in Eukaryota, Viridiplantae, Streptophyta, Magnoliopsida, Solanales, Convolvulaceae. The record is from the annotation of a GenBank genome assembly.
AAUACCUCCAUAUUCUUCCCAUUUCUUUUGUGCUUUCUCCCUUCAUUCUUGUAUGAAAAAAGUGGCCAUAUCUUUAAGAGAAAAAAAACCUCAAGAAUGAACAUAUCAGGCUCUGAAUGCACCUCUGGCUGCCAAUCUGGCUGGACAACCUAUUUUGACCAGUACUCAAAUUCUGCUUAUGAGUACAACAGAGUUGUUCAUGUCAAUGGUGAUGAUAAUAGGGGAAAGUUGGAGGUUUAUAGUGAAGAUGAGGACUUGUCUAUGGUGUCCGAUGCAUCAUCGGGACCACCGCAACAUCGGGAAGACUACUACGGAUGUUCUUAUUCCCCUCCUCGGCGCUGCAAACCUACGCAAACACGAAAAACCAAAGAGCAUUGUGGUGGUGAAACACAAAAUUGUUGUCUUGAUGAUACUGCUAGCUCAUUGAGCUUCCCUUAUCAGGAAAACGCAAGUUUAUAUGAUGACACAGUUUCCGCGGAAUAUGUUACCCAUGUCUCUGAAACACAGCUUAAGGGUAAUAAUUCAGUUCUUAGAAAGCAUUUUGGGUUCUUGAAAUCUUCUGUGAGUAGCAAAGCUGCUUCACUGAAAUCUGGUGAGUAAACAAUAUACAAUUUUUUUGUUUAGUUUUGUUUCAAAAUGCCUCUUUAUUACAUUCAUCACUCCAUUCAAUUGUUAAAUGUUAACUCCUUUUCUUCCCUCAUAAUACGAUUUUGUGUGUGUGUGUAUAUAUAUAUAUAUAAUUUGUUUCAAAUAAAAAGUAGUUACUACAAUAAAUAAGAACUAAUAUUGAUCAAUUGAUAUGAACAAACGGAUGAAUAAGAUCAAAUUAAUUAGUAAAAAAAGGCAAUUAUAUUGUUGUAAAUAUGUAGAAUUUGUAAUGGAAAUUCGGUCACAAUCACGACAUGCAAAAAAUGUAUCGAUACAUCACAAAAGUGUAUCAACAUUUCAAAAAAUAUAUAUGUAUAUAUUUUAAGACAUGUGGUUCUAUCUUCAAUUAUAUGAGAUGAUGUUUGUUACAUUUAAACAUCCCUCAACUCAAAUCAGAUUGGACAACAUAGAUUGUACAAAUGGGACAAAUAUCUAUAAUCGAAAUAAGCUACCUUAAUCACGAAUUGUUAAGCAUGCAAACGAUCAAACUACAUACAAUUAGAUUUCACUAUAAUACCACGAAUUUAAUUUUCGUCCUAAAGUGUCAACUUGAUAGGAGGAGACGUGUAAUAUUUAUAUAAUUAAUGGUUCAUUAUGUUAUAAUCCUUAUGAAUUGAUUUGAGAAGAUUAAUUCAAACAACGAUGAUAGUUUCUAACACUCAUUAAUACGAUUUUAUGUAACACGAUGCAACGUAACUUUGCUUAUCAAAUUUAACUAGUUUAUUAUUUUUUUAAUGCUUCUUUUGAAAAUUAAUCUAAUCCCUGUCUCUAUCUUCAAGCAAUGAAAUGUAAUGAUUUAAUAGCAUAUUGAAUUGGUUUUUUUUCAUUUGGACAUUUUUGUAUAUAUAGUUCGUAUAAUUUAACAUAUAUAUAUUCUAAAUUUUUCCACAGGUGCUACAAAGGCAAGAAAGAAGCAAUGAAAAAUGGUUUCCUUUGUCUGUCUAAACAGUCUACAGCUGCAGAUGAAAAGAGAAAGAGGAUUAUUUGUUAUCCCAUUUUUUUUUAAAAUUCAUCUUUUGGGUUUUAUAUGACGAGAGAAAUUUAGCGUCGCUAUGGUGCUUCCGUAUAUUUUUUAUUUUAUUUAUUUACUACGGAGGAAGCGGUUGAUGUAAAUGAAAAAUGCACCACAAUUUUGUAAAAAAAAAAUUGUGGAUACUCCUGCCACAAAUACAAUUUUGUGGAUCAUGUUUUUACCCUCCCCCACAUUCUCCAAAUGAUUCCACGAUUAUGAUGUAACAUUGGUGUCAAACACCCAAGAUAUCUAAUGAAAUUUAUAUUUGGAUACUCCUGCCGUUUCCUCUCACUUUCA